GCGCGGCGCGCCCCGAUGACGCCACCGCAGGCGCGGGCCGAUGACGCGGCGGGAGCGCCGGCGGGCGGGGGGACCAUGAUGGCGGCGGCGGUGGCCGCGCUGCGGGCCUGGGUGGAGGCGGCGGCGCGGGCGGAGGAGGCGGCGCGGGCGGCUCUGGCAGCCUCGACCCCGCUGCUGGGCGCGCUGGCCGCGCUGGCGGCGCAGAUGCGGGCGGCGCGGCGGCUGCCCUGGGACGCGACGCCGCUCGGCGCCUUCCCGGAGCUGCGGGCGCGGCUGUGGCAGAAGCAGCGCGGCGCGGCCGAGGCGCUGCUGGAGCAGCUUGGCGGGCGGCGGGAGGAGCUCCGGGCCGUGCGGGACGCCGUGGGGGCCGCCGGCACCGCCGUGCUGCGGCUGUACGAGGAGCGGGGCCCCACCGAGCUGGGGCUGCCGGGGGUUCUGCGGCGUGCUCCGCGCUGCCCCUCGCUGGCCGACGUGUUGGAGGGGCUGCAGGACGUGGAACGCUACUACCGGCACCUGUAUCCUGCUGGGGGUGUCAGGGCAGCGCUGGGGGCUUGUUUUCUCCUUGUUGUCCUUACCGACCACGAAGGUAUUUGGAGAGCAAACUGCUCCUGCAGCGCCUCAGCUUGGACAGCCUGGCAGACGUGGAAGCCCUCCCGCAGUCCUGGGAGAGGAUUUUGGAGCGCUACAAAGAAGAUGACGUGGUUCAAGGUAGUUCUGUGUAGAAGGGGCCGAGCGGUGUUUGCCAGGGCUCCGUGCUGCUGUCCCCUGGGGCCAGGCUCCGCCGUGCUGGCUGUGCUGGUCCCAGCAGCACGGGGUGACCCUGCUCAGGUGAUCUUUGUGACAUGCUUUGAGAUCUUGGUCAGCUUCAGUUGAAAGUACCAUCACACCCGGGCACAGCUGGAAGCAACAUCCUCCCCCAGAGUGUAGUGAGGGCUCAGUGACCUGUUCCACUGCUCAGUCAGUUUUACCCACACUUGAUUGUAUUGCCUUUAAAACAAGUUUUUGGGAGUAUAGAACGUAAAGCACGUUGAGCUGACAGUGUUGUUGUUUUCUCUGUGUCUCAGACACCCUCCUGAAGGUCUCGCUGUUUGUGGAGAACCAUUGUGAGGUGAGCUGCUCACCUGGCUCCUGACAGGGCAGCAGGGACUGCUGCUUCUGGCGUGUUCUGCGAUGCUGAAAGGGGCAUGGAGGAAUUGAGGGAGCUCUCCUGGUGCUUUUUGGAAGCUGAACAAGUUGAGUCUUCGCCUCAACAUAAAAUACUUGAAUUGUGCCAUUUUCAAGUGGAAAUGGCCUUGGUCUCUGAAGAGGAGGCUGAGCUGAAAAAGCCGUGAGGAUAGAAGGGAGUCAUCUCCAGCUGUGGAACUUGUAAUUUCUUUCUCCUGACAUAGAUGUUUUGUAUCAUGGAAAAAAUGUAGAUACUUACCUACAUGAGGUGCUGCAGAUGUGUGAGUGUAACAGUCCUUCAGGCUGGUGCCAUGAAAGAUACAUGGGCUCUGUCCUUAGAAAAUAUGUCAGAUUAGGGCUUAGAAA
Poecile atricapillus (Black-capped chickadee) is the source of this 1530-nucleotide messenger RNA. RefSeq names its product AFG2 interacting ribosome maturation factor (gene AIRIM). The transcript has 2 exons. Gene Ontology annotation, cellular component: nucleus; cytoplasm. NCBI's taxonomy places the organism in Eukaryota, Metazoa, Chordata, Aves, Passeriformes, Paridae. The record is from RefSeq and is a predicted model, not a curated record. Bases 16 to 873 code for a protein of 285 amino acids.